Molecule: messenger RNA, 1524 nt
Organism: Suillus discolor
Lineage: Eukaryota; Fungi; Basidiomycota; Agaricomycetes; Boletales; Suillaceae
Exons: 8
Coding region: 1-1524 (507 amino acids)
Source: RefSeq, a predicted model, not a curated record
AUGUCUCAAACUGAAAUCAUCUCUGCUGCUAACAAGUCUUUCAGCGACCUCGCUGACAAGGUGGAACAUCUCCUGGGGCAAGCCUGGCAGUUGCAGCCGGCGGAUCAAAAGCAUAUCUCUAUUGCAAUGGAGAUGGGUCAGGCACUGGUGACCGUCCUGUUGCCAUUAAUCCUCUCUGCUGCUGCUGAAUUGCAGGAGCAUGUCAACGCCAACAACACUGGCAUGAAAAGUCCGCCUGUGUGGAUGAAAAUCCGUGUGGAUGAUUUAAGGAUCAAGGGCCACCCGCUCUUUCCCUCUACCCUCAAUUACCGGCCGGUCACUCGGCCACAGUCUCCCCCAACACCUGGCCCUUCUCGGGCAAAGGAAAACAUUCCUGCCGGCAGCGUCGAACAGCAUGGGCGGGGCACUGAGCGACGCAAGCGUUCCCAGGCGCCAAGUACCAGGAGUCGGAGCCGGCCGGCGCUCACAAAACGACGCCUUGAGAAAUCAAAGGCCAUCCUCAGCAGCGAGGAUGAGCUUGAGGAAGAAGAGGUUGGGCCAAAGACAGCCCUCAAAAAACUUCCAGUUACGGAGCCAAAGGCUCGUCCUGGUCAAAAGUAUGUUGAGGUCACCAGCAAAGAGGAGAGCGAUACCAAUGAGAGUAUCGCGGAUGUGGCUGGGCCACAAAUUGCACAUGCCGCGUCCAUUGUCUUGCCGAAUAUCCCAAUCACCUCCGGGCCUGACCUCACGGAGGACGACUUCGCCGACACAUCCGCGCCAGUAUGGACACCACAUUGUGGCCAAUGUGUGGCCUGGGACCUUAUAUGUCGCCAGGGAUUCAAUAAGGGUAACCACCGAAAGUUGAGGCUGAAGAUCAAGUGCAGUGGAAAAGGGUCGGAGGCCCCCAAAGUGAAGGCAAAGACCUUUGCUACAUGCCGGAACCGUUCACAGUCCUGGUGCUGUGCUUCGCCGCCAGCCGAAGAGAAUGUUCAGAACAGCAUUGAAAACAUGCCAGCGCCAGCUAUUUCACCGGCCGCCAUCCCUAUGCCGUCCUCUGUGUCCCAUCAGCAGGAGAUGCAAAACCUCAAUGUGGAAGUGGACAGCCUUCGCGCGCUAGUGCUGGCCCUGCAGACACAAGUGGUGGCCACUGACGGCAAGCUUCAGGACGCAGCAACACGCUUAGUGGCACAGGAGCAACUCUCCCAUCGGCUCACCGAGCAAAUUGAGUCACUCCACCGACAGCUUUAUCCAGCGGCCUUGGAACACUCCCAUCGAGACAGCUCACCUCCGGUAGUUGCCCAACCUACACCUACCUCCAAUGAGGCCUCUGGUGAACCGGUCGCCGGAGCAAGUCCCCCAGAUGAAUCGGCGUGUUUGCCAGUUGUGAUGAAGGAUUCUGCAGCUGAGGGAGCUCAUGUGCAUGCGGGUCAGCUGCCGUAUGGCACACAUAGAUAUUUACUCUUAUCUCCUCAUCAUGCAGAUGGUGUGGAGACCUGCACGAUGCAAGCAUCCCUACAAUGCUACAUGGGUGUCAUCGUGAUCUAG